Messenger RNA from Carya illinoinensis, 1539 nucleotides. RefSeq lists its product as uncharacterized. Lineage: Eukaryota; Viridiplantae; Streptophyta; Magnoliopsida; Fagales; Juglandaceae. Bases 1 to 1539 code for a protein of 512 amino acids. The transcript is spliced from 4 exons. The record is from RefSeq and is a predicted model, not a curated record. Gene Ontology annotation, molecular function: zinc ion binding; nucleic acid binding.
AUGGCUGCAUUGUCAUGGGAAAGGUUCAAGGAAGAGUUUGACAACAGAUUCUUUCCAGACUCUGUCAAACAACUGAAGGCCCAGGAGUUCGCUUCCUUAACACAAGGUAGUUUGACUGUGGAGCAAUAUGCUGCUAAGUUCAUAGCAUUAGGAAGGUUUGCACCCCACUUGAUUUCAACUCAAAAGAUGCAAGCAGAAAAGUUUCAAGUAGGACUUCUGUCAAGAAUCCGAAGUCAGGUAGCUUGCCUCAGAAUAGAGAAUUACCAAGAGUUGGUAAAUGUAGCGGCGAUAGCAGAGGCUGAGCAGAAGGAAUUGGCGAUCCAGAAUCUUACCGAUCGAAAGAGGGUCAUGCCAUUUGCUACCAGUAGUAGUGCUGAGAAAAGGAGGUCUUUUUCUAGUCCGGAGAAAGGUAAGGAAAUAAUGACAGGAGGACAGAAGUCGUCCUUUUAUUCACCAUGCUCUAAGUGUGGUAAGCGUCAUCCUGGAGAAUGUCAUAGGGGAUAUAGAGUCUGUUAUCGAUGCGGGAAACCUGGACAUAUGAUUAAAGAUUGUCCCAACACCAUGCAAGGUAGUGGAGCUGGUGAUCGCAAGCCAAGCCCCCACAUCCCGGCACGCGUGUAUGCAGUAACACCAGGUGAUUUUGAUGUUGAUGCACCUAAAGCUGAUGAAGCUGGCGUCAUGACUGGAAGGGUUAAUUUGUUUAGGUUCUCGGCUUGUGCACUAUUCGAUUCAGGUGCGUCACAGUCCUUUGUGUCUGCAGCAUUUGCACGAAUUUGUAGUUUACAGACUGAGCUUUUACCACAACGGGUUGUAGUAUUAAUUCCCGACGGGAAUACAGUAUCUUGUACCCGUUUAGUUAAGGAUUGUCCGUUAGAGCUAGAAGGAAGGACACUGAAGGCUAACUUGUUAGUAUUCGAUCAGAUGGAAUUCGACCUGAUUUUGGGGAUGGACUGGCUUUUCAAGCACUACGUUAAGAUAGAUUUCUGGAAACAAGAGGUUGUGUUUGAACCUCCAACUGAAGACAGGAUGAGUUACGCAAGAACAUCAGUUAAGGCCACCCCACCUUUGAUCUCGGCGUUGCAAGCUAGGAAGUGUAUCGAUGACGGAGCAUCAGCGUUUCUAUUAAUAACUGUAGAGGAGACAACCAAAACUAUAGGAAUCCAAGGGAUACCUGUGGUUGAAGACUUUCCUGAAAUUUUCGUUGAUGAGUUACCUGGUUUACCCCCGGAUAGAGAAGUAGAAUUCCAAAUAGAGUUGGAGCCGACAACAACUCCAACUCACAAGGCGCCAUAUCGUAUGGCCCCUACCGAAUUGAAGGAGCUCAAGCUACAAUUGGAGGAACUUUUGGAGAAGGGAGCAACAGUAUUUUCAAAGAUUGACCUGAGAUCCGGAUAUCAUCAGUUAAAAGUUAAGGAUCAGGAUGUGCUGAAAACUGCCUUUAGGACAAGGACUCGAAUGUGUGCUAAUGCAAGAAGGGAAAGUGGUUGCUUAUGCUUCACGACAAUUGAAGGAUCACAAGCAGAAUUAUCCUACUCAUGA